GACGCUAAAACGGAAGUCGCGGAAGACCGGUGUUCAAUGGUCUGUCUCAUCUGUUGUUCACACCGACCUCCACCUGUGAUCCGCCAUGCGCUGGAAGCUCUGUUUACUGCACCUUCUGUUAGUGGAGCAACUCACCAGAGGAGACUCGCAAGAGCUGAUUCUGACGACGAAUUCCCCAUACGAUCGAGAAAAUUCCGUGGUGUUCUACACGCAGGAUUCAGGAGCCAAUCUUACGUGCACUCUGAAUGGAACUGAUGAAGACUCCUCGUACCUCUUAGCAUGGUACUAUAACCACGUCCCUAGACCGUCAGAGGGUCGCUCCCUGGUGUUUGAACCAAUCAAUUUGUCGAACGGUGGAUGGUACACCUGUACAACGUCUCUGAAGAACAGAAGAUAUCAGUUAGAUUUUCUUGUCUUCGUUGGAGGUGCACCGACGAUUGGCAAUUAUUCAAUCCCAUUCUCGUAUCGAGUACAAGAGGGUACUCGGGUCGAGUUUCCGUGUAUUCUUCCGGGAACACCGUGGCCAAGAGUGGAGUGGUUCUCAGUGGAGGGUGAUAAUAUGACUCCAAUUGAUGAUGCUGGAAGAUUUCGUAUCAGUCCAGUCAGUCAGUCGCUCGUGAUAUUCAACACAACGGAGGACGACCUUAUGCGAAAUUACAGCUGUCGAAUUUCAAACAGAUUUGAUGAGAAAAUGCUAACCUACAACGCCAGCAUCACUCGUGAACAGCCACCACCGAGUGAACCGGAUAUUCCAUACGAAGCUGAUGACCAGCUUGUUGCCACAGCCAACACUAACACAGCAGAGAUAAAUUGCGUCCAAAGCGGGACCGCAAGAGGUGGAGAUAGAUUCAAGUGGUUCAGAAACGGAGUACAAUUUCGAGAUGGUACAAAUAGCGCCCUCACUGUGACGACGGAUACGGGUGUGAAUGGUAAUAAAAAAAUGGGGUCUGGAUUCUACUGCUGCGAGAUUUAUAGCAACACCUCUACUGUGAACAAUGUGAUUGUGUUCGAUACCCACUGUGUUACUCUAGUCUUUCGAACUCUGCCUCAGUUUGUUGAACCCUUACCACUUAUGGAUGGGGCCGCCACCUACCAUCUUCCUCGAGGUGUCAAAGCUGGGGUGAUCUGUCGAGGUAUAACGAAGGGUUCCUCCCCCUCUCCACCGUUCUACGACCCUCCAGAGCUGACCUGGACAGGUCCCAGUACUACCGGUCCACCAAACAACUUCACCGGUCUAGAGCUUGCCUAUUCUGUGAUUGAUAUAGAGCCUGCUAGCAGUGGCGUGUACCAGUGCUACGGACACAACAGUGUGUCUGAACUGAACACCACAGUCUCCUUUGAUUACAUAGACAGGCAUAUAGAUGACACAACCAGUGGUUUACUCGUUGAUAACCUGGCAGACGAUGGCUGGAGAGCUAAUGGAAGUGCAAACAUCACCGUUGUCAUGAGUUAGUAUUUGAGCUAUUAUGGGUGGUAUGACAGUCACUGAUACAAUUUCCUGCUCCACUGUAGACGAAAGAGUUUUCCUGCUUCCUAUCUCAACAAUCGACACUAUUGGAGACACUUGGCUACGCCAGGACUUUACUCUCACUGACAUCUACUCUUCCUUCAACAUCAGUGGUCGAUUCGCCUGUCUGACAGUGCAGUGGGAGUAUUGUUUCCAGUGAUACAGGUGUAUGGCCAAGAUGGCGGUUGGCUUGCAGAGCUGGAGCACCCAGAGAGGGGCUCCCUGGCGUGGCAGUGGGUACAAGAGACCCUGAGCCACAACGGCACUGCCACCUACACGAUCAAGCUGGCUCUCGAGAGUGGAGCUGGGGCCACUACUGGGAGCGUGUCGAAAAGACAGAGUGCCACUGACGGAGAGAUGGCGGCAUUCUUUGACGAUAUUAAUGUAGACGCUCAACUUUCUACUCCACCUCGGACAGAAACAGAGGGUGACAAGACAAUGUUCAUCAUAAUAGUCGCCAGUGCGUGUGGUGGCGGGCUACUUGCAAUCAUUUUGGCCGUGUUGCUGAUUGUCUUGUGCUGCUUUUGCUGCUUUCGAAAAGGAAAAGACGGUGCUCGCCCCAUGAGGAAAAUAACUAUCCUCGUGAAAAAGAAAUCUCGGAGAUACAAACUCCCUUCAACAAUGCGAAGUGACCGAACAAACUCACCGGUUCCCAAGGAGUACGAGAUCCCUCUCUCAUCUGCCACCUAUGCCACACUCAAAGGACACACCAAGAACCAUGAGGAAUACACGUCCAUUAAUCCACAGUACCUCGACGAACCGAGCUACUAUUCCACGACGUUCAAGGGGAAACUGUCGCCAGAUGAGGGCGGAGUCCAGACAUAUUUGGAGGUGAUACCGCCCAUCCCCACCCACAGGGCCUCCCCUGGCUCCCCCCGAGGGAAUUCCCCCAUCAGACCGUCAGGCUUGCCAACACUGACUCAGGCCAAGGAAGACAACGUCGACAGUCCAGAUGUGGAUGUACUGGAGGGAGACUCGAUAGAAAUGUACGAUUAUGUCAACGCAGAUCUUGGACCAGCCUAACGUUAUGCAUCACCUUUUUUAAAUUCACGUGUAAAACUUCAAUAGUCGUGUAAGAUUGUGUUUUUUA
Geodia barretti is the source of this 2597-nucleotide messenger RNA. Lineage: Eukaryota; Metazoa; Porifera; Demospongiae; Tetractinellida; Geodiidae. The record is from the annotation of a GenBank genome assembly.